Gregarina niphandrodes is the source of this 963-nucleotide messenger RNA. RefSeq lists its product as hypothetical. NCBI's taxonomy places the organism in Eukaryota, Apicomplexa, Conoidasida, Eugregarinorida, Gregarinidae. The transcript has a single exon. Bases 1 to 963 code for a protein of 320 amino acids. The record is from RefSeq and is a predicted model, not a curated record.
AUGAAGUUCAAAAAGACAGUUUACUACGGACCGGACCUGCCGCCGAAUCCGGACCCACGGGACUACUUCCCGCCACCGCUCGCCUGCGACAGGGCCGCUGCAGCGCAGCCUGCUUGCAACGACCCGGAAUGCCAAUUUAGGUCCCCCAACGUUCCUCGAACAGCGACUCAGUCAGCCGCCUGUGCUCGGCCUGCAGGUUACACCCAACCUGCGGCUCAGCCGGCAGAUAACAGCUCGCCUGGCUACGGUCAGCCGUGCUAUGGGCCCAGCGGGUACUUCGUCCCUCAGCAAUGCAGCCCCCGACAACCCGACUCUUCGUACGAAGCGGCGCCGUCAGGGGCUCCGGCAGGGCAGAGAUGGAACUGGAAGAAUUUGUUUCCUUGGAACGGCCGACAGGACGCGGGUCGACAGGCCCCGGCCUUCACCGCCCCCGCGCGUAGAUUGCCGGCUCAAGGGGUGCGGUUGCCAGUGCAGAGCGUGCGACCCGACUGGGGUGUACGUGGCCCCAGCGUUUCCGGUACCCGGGCGGCGCCGGUGUAUGCGAUGGACACGACUACGCCGUCCGGUUGGCGCCUGAUGAGUGGCGCACCGGACCUGUGCAGCGCCUGCCAAACGGGCAACGGAGAUUGCUGCUGCAAGGCAGCCUCCGACCUACAAGGCACGCUGCGUGCGGCCAAAUUGGUUACGCCGGCUGGGGCGCCCGAUGAACAAACGGCCGACGUGGACGGGCACAAAGUCGCGCACCGCAAACAGUGGGACUCCGCCGUGGAGGAACUCCUUACCAAGGAACCCCUCCACAUCCAUACCGUCAUCCUGCCGCCAGGCAUCUCGCCCGGCGACCCGCGCUUAGCCAACGCCCGAGUCGUCGCGCAACGUACGUACACCACCAACGCACCCGAGUUCCCCAAAGAGGCCUUCUACGGCUCCAUCGACCCCGCACUCGGCGUCUCUUUUUCCAACUAA